AUGGAUGGAAGGAAUUUGGAUCGAACAGCCUCGUUGGCUGAUGGAGUCAGCAGUGACAGAAGUGAUGAAACUCGUCCCUUCAAACGCGGUCAUAUGAGGCGUUCCUCUUACGAGAGCGCUCAAAUUCAAUUGGAUUUCUCGAGGCGAUCCGAUGCGAGAGCGAGAAGAGCUGCUUCAUUGCAUGCAUCACUCAAUAAACCGGGUCUCAGUGAGUCAAGCUCGGCUCAGCAAAUGUCUUUGAGUGAUCGAAUGGACGCGUCGAGUUGUGAAGGAUCGUCCACUGGGACAACUGACAGCGGGAUUGGAGGUGACUCAAACUCUUCGAAACGCUCGUCACUCGAUCGUCGCUUCGAAGCCUCGUCACUCCAAGAAUGGGAAUCGUGUGAGCAUCAACAGCAACCCUCAUGCUCCAAAAAACCUCCAGCAACCCCGAAAAAGAGUCUCUCCUUGCGGUUUGCAAAAGGGAUAUUCUCACGAAAAGAUGGUCGUUGGCGGGUGUUCGGUGAUCGAAAAACGGAUUCUCCCGGCUUGGUCCACACAACGGGAUUGAUUCUAGAAGAAAGGCCCUCAAAUCUCCCACAAAAGUCCGAAGAAGAAGCGGCAAAACAUCGAUUACUCUAUGAACAGUUAUUGGAACAGGCAAAGAAAAAGGAGGUGAAGGUGGAAAAAGAGAGGCGGAAAGCACUAGAGGACAAGAAGAAAGCCGAAGAAGCGGCCGGGGUUGCGGCAAAGAUUUGGAUUGAAGAGAUAUUGCCACACUGGGGGACACUAUCCGAUUCGAAAAAGUGUCGCGAUUUAUGGUGGAAAGGAAUCCCGGGGAAAGUUCGCGGAAAAGUUUGGUCAUUGGCAAUUGGGAACUCGUUGAAUAUCUCGGAAGAGCUUCACAACAUUUGCUGUCAGCGAGCGAAGUUGAGACUAGCUGGCGAGAAUGAGACUGGAGAGAGUAAAGAAGCUCGCUACAAUCGUGAGGCCUCAAUGGCGCAAAUCCAUCUCGACGUCUCGCGCACUUUCCCAGCUCUCGGAAUCUUUCAAAAUGGCGGCCCGUAUCACGAUUUAUUGCAUAAGUUGUUAGGCGCCUAUGCUUGCUAUCGUCCGGAUGUGGGCUACGUGCAAUCAAUGUCAUUCAUCGCCUCAAUUCUUCUCCUCCAAAUGGAACCAUUCCCAGCAUUUGUCGCCUUCGCCAACCUGCUCAAUCAACCGCUACAGCAAUCGUUUUUCCGACUAAAACAACCCGCAAUGACCGAAUAUUUCAUCGCAUUCGAUCUCUUCUUUCAACAAGAACUCCCGGCACUUCAUGCGCGCUUUGAUGAGAUCGAUUUAAGGCCGGAUAUCUAUUUGAUUGAAUGGAUCUACACAAUGUUCGCAAAAUCUCUGUCCCUUGAUGUCACUUGUCGUGUUUGGGAUGUUUUCUUUCGUGACGGCGAAGAGUUCAUCUUCAAGACGGCUCUCGGCAUUCUCAAAAUGUACGAGGAGUUGCUGAUCGGAAUGGAGUUCGAUGUGGCUGUGGGUUUUCUGACGAAAUUGCCCGACACGAUCACUUCGAAUGAAUUGUUCCGAAACAUCGACUACUUGAUGCGAACGAACGGGAGCUCCGAGAACGGAAAAGGCCGCAAGAAGUUCAAUCAGAUCCUCCAAGAGGUGAACGAGCGAAUUUGCGGCUCUUCUAACUUCAAUGGAAACACUCCAUCAAUUCAUCAAAUCACAGAAAACCUCCAGGGAAUGAAGAUGAGCAAAAGCCUAUCGGAAUUCGUCAACGAUUUGCUCAAAUCCCCA
Molecule: messenger RNA, 1773 nt
Organism: Mesorhabditis belari
Lineage: Eukaryota; Metazoa; Nematoda; Chromadorea; Rhabditida; Rhabditidae
Source: the annotation of a GenBank genome assembly